Molecule: messenger RNA, 1872 nt
Organism: Mizuhopecten yessoensis (Yesso scallop)
Lineage: Eukaryota; Metazoa; Mollusca; Bivalvia; Pectinida; Pectinidae
Exons: 2
Coding region: 140-778 (212 amino acids)
Cellular component (GO): membrane
Source: RefSeq, a predicted model, not a curated record
UACAGGUCGGGAACUCGACUUUCAGAUGUUGUCUGACAUUUGCAAUAUUCCUUUAUAUGCAAUGCCAGAACGUACUCCAGGUGUCGUUUAUGACAAAAUCGAUACAAUGGAUUUCACUCUCGGGGUUGAAAAUUAUUAAAUGAAAUUAACAAGUUGGGACUGUUUGACGGCUGCCAAAACAAGUAGAAGAAAAAAACAACAGAACCACAUUAGUGGGCCAAGCAAGUCCAUUAACAGCAGCUCAGUAACUAUGACAACCUGCAUAGACAUUAACAACAGUGGAACGGAGAAUCAGCCAUUACAUGAAAACCAAGAGCAGACAACUCAGGAUGUUCAAGAGGCCCCUGUUGACACUGAUGUUGAACAUGUUGCCAUGUCACUGUUAGAACACCAUGAGAACGAGAGCAAAGGGCCAUCAAAUAUGAAGUCUUUCAAUAUAGAGCCAGCUUAUCAAAAUACCAUAGAGAACCCCUACAAGGAGACAACAGUGACCUUGCCCCAUCUUGUGAAGAAGAUGCCAGAAGAACAACUGUUACCCCGUCCCUGGCGCACUUUCAACCAGGUGGUGUGCUUGUCAUAUAUCAGUAUUUUAUUCUGCAUGUGUAUAGGGGUGUUUGCAAACCGUUAUGCCUGGCGCGCCAAGCUCCAAAAUGGCAAGGGCCUAUAUGGUCUUGCCCAGAAAUGGUCACGCCGUGCAGUUUAUGCUAGCUAUACUGCCUUUGUGGUAGGACUUAUAAUUAUCAUCAUAGUCCCCUUGACAGCAACUAAUACUAUAUAAAUCAUAAAAGAGCAAGGGCUUGAAAUAGAAAUGCAACAACAGCAAGAUUUUUGUGGGAAAUUGAGCUAGGUUAACCACAAACCUGUUUUUAUUCACCAGCCCCUAUAUUAAAGCUUGGUCAGCAUAAAGGUAACCAAUAUGUUACACAUGUGAUAUAACUUGGUAUACAACCAAUUUUAACUGCCCCUCUUGUAUGAUCUGUCAUCAGUUUUCUGCUUAUCAUUGCCUUCAUUUUUCUGCCACCUAAUGUUCUCCAUUUUUCAAAUAUCAUUCAUAUGUUUACUUCCUUUGAAAUUUAAAAGAUCAAAGGUCAAGAACAUAAACUAUAAAUAGAAUAUUCCAUUCAGCUAGGAGCUAAUGUAGUCCAUAGGUCUGGAUGUGGAAAUAUGUUUUUUUUUGUAUCAGCUUGAUUUGAUUGCUUUAAUUUAUUUUAAUAAUAAUCAACUUUGCAAUAUUUUUCUGGAUUUUGUAUGAUUGCUGGUCAGAUAUUGAGAUUGUAUACAAAUCCAGAAGGUGCUGAAGUUUUAACAUGAUUUGAAACUUUGUUGUAGUAUAUACCAGGUAGGUCAAUACACUUUGUUGUAGUAUUUUAAUUUACCAGGUACGUCAAUAAACUUUGUUGUAGUAUUUACCAGGUACGUCAAUACACUUUAAUGUAGUAUUUACCAGGUACGUCAAUAAACUGUUUUGUAGUAUAUACGAGGUAUGUCCAUCUAUUUUAAAACUUAUGCAUAUAAUUGUUUGAACUUUCAAAGAUCUGUUCACCAAGUAUUGGUGCAUUUAUGUUAAUACAUUUCUUCAUUGCUUUACAUAAUUUACCUGUACUCUCACUGGUGGUGAGAUGUUAUGUACUAUGUUUACAUACUGUUCAAAUUCAGAUGGACCUGGUCAUUACCAGGCAUACAUGUUGUUGUAGAUACUGUUUAUAUUGAGCUUCUUGAUUCCAGAAACUUUAAAUUGUUGAUAGUUGAUUUGAAAGGUUUUAUAAUAUACAAAUGCAGAACAUUUAGAGGAAGAAUACAACAUACAUUUAAACAAUAACUGGUUGUCUGGAUGUAUAUUUUUUAUUAUUGUUGAUAUAAUUACAAGUGGCC